AUUAUUAUUAUUAUGUAUUUAUUUAUUUUUUUCAAAAACAGACCUUAUCAUAAUUUCACUUUCAUUAUCCCAUCCCACCGAAGCCGAAGCCAAAAGCCCAAUCCCUCUUUCUCUCUCUCUCUCUCUCUCUCUUUCUCUCCGAUUUUCAAAGCAAAAUAACAAAAACCAUAAAAAAGCCAACCCCACCUCCAAGUUUCUCCGUCAUUUUUGUUUUUUAAAUUUCCAUUGCUUUUUUACCUAACAAACAACUCCCUACUUUCAUCGGCUGUCAAGUUGUACUUUUUGUUUUAUUCAAUUCGUCACUUUGACGACUGAGGACCAGCUUUGCAAAAUAUAAAAGUAGCAAUUUUUUGAAAAAUAUUUGGCGAAAAAGUGUAAAAAGUUUGAUGCUUCAAAGAAUAUUUUAAAGUGCUUUUUUUUAGAGAGAGAGAGAGAGUGCGAUGCUGAGAUUGAGUUGAGAACAAGUAGGAGGAAGUUGCACAGGCUUGAGGAAGAGGAGAGAUGGUUGUGAGGAAAGUUGGAAAGUAUGAGAUUGGGAGGACAAUCGGUGAAGGAACUUUUGCGAAGGUUAAAUUCGCUCAGAACACCGAGACUGGUGAGAGUGUCGCCAUGAAAGUGCUCGAUCGCAGCACCAUCAUCAAGCACAAGAUGAUCGACCAGAUUAAGAGGGAGAUAUUUAUAAUGAAGCGUGUCAGGCACCCUUAUGUUGUGCGUCUGUAUGAGGUUCUGGCAAGUCGUACUAAGAUCUAUAUAAUCUUGGAGUUCAUUACAGGUGGUGAAUUGUUUGAUAAAAUAAUCCAUCAUGGACGUCUUAGUGAAGCUGAAUCUAGAAGGUACUUCCAACAGCUUAUUGAUGGUGUGGAUUAUUGCCACAGCAAAGGCGUUUACCACAGAGACCUAAAGCCUGAAAAUCUUUUACUUGAUUCUCAAGGAAAUCUAAAAAUUUCAGAUUUUGGUUUGAGUGCCUUGCCUGAACAAGGAGUUAGUCUCCUUCGGACAACAUGUGGGACUCCUAAUUAUGUUGCACCUGAGGUACUUAGUCAUAAGGGUUAUGAUGGGGCUGUGGCAGAUGUCUGGUCCUGUGGAGUCAUCCUGUAUGUUCUGAUGGCAGGAUACUUGCCAUUUGACGAGCUUGAUCUCACUACACUAUACAGUAAGAUUGAGAAUGCAGAGUUUUCAUGCCCAACUUGGUUUCCAGUGGGAGCAAAAUCCUUGAUUCAUAGAAUUUUAGAUCCAAAUCCUGAAACUCGUAUUACCAUUGAACAGGUCAGAGAUGAUGAGUGGUUCAAGAAGGGUUAUGUUCCCGCCAGGCUUUUUGAGUAUGAAGAUGUAAACCUGGACGAUGUCAAUGCAGUUUUUGACGAUCCUGAGGAACAAAGGAAUACUGAGCAAUGUGGAAAUGAGGACAUGGGUCCUCUGAUUCUUAAUGCUUUCGACUUGAUUAUUCUAUCUCAAGGCCUUAACCUUGCAACACUCUUUGACCGUGGGCAGGAUUCUGUGAAGCACCAGACACGCUUUGUUUCGCAAAAGCCAGCAAAGGUUGUCCUAUCGAGCAUGGAAGUUGUUGCACAAUCAAUGGGAUUUAAAACACAUAUUCGCAAUUAUAAGAUGAGAGUGGAAGGUCUUUCAGCUAACAAGACAUCUCAUUUUUCUGUUAUCCUGGAAAUUUUCGAAGUUGCUCCGACAUUCUUUAUGGUAGACAUUCAGAAAGCAGCUGGAGAUGUUGCUGAAUAUCUCAAGUUUUACAAAAAUUUCAUUAGCAAUCUUGAAGAUAUCAUCUGGAAACCACCUAAUGAAUCAAGCAAAUCAAGGAUCUCUAAGAACCGGAGUAAGAGGCGCUGAUUUUUACAUGUAACAUCUUCGUUCAGUUAUGAAUUACUACUUACUGAAGUAAAAUGUGUUUUGAAAAUUGCAUUAUUACUUUCAAGGGUGCUCUCAGCAUGAGAUUAUAAUUUACAGUUUCCCUAACCAUACCCCAAACCUCCAUCCCUGCAACAUCCCAAUCCCACCAGGAAAGAAAAAAAUAUAUAUAUUCAGGAGUAAAAGAUGUGAUAGAACAAGAUUUUUACAUAUAAUUUUUGUGUUAUUUUUAUGUAAAUUUUUUUAAUGUGUGUC
Molecule: messenger RNA, 2115 nt
Organism: Ziziphus jujuba (common jujube)
Lineage: Eukaryota; Viridiplantae; Streptophyta; Magnoliopsida; Rosales; Rhamnaceae
Product: CBL-interacting serine/threonine-protein kinase 8
Exons: 14
Coding region: 502-1842 (446 amino acids)
Biological process (GO): signal transduction; protein phosphorylation
Molecular function (GO): protein kinase activity; ATP binding
Source: RefSeq, a predicted model, not a curated record